AGGUGCCGCGAGCAGGAGCGCCCAGAGCCGGGAGCCGGGUCCGGGGCUGGCGGCGGCGCGGGCAGAGGCGGGCGGGCGGGCGCCGGGGAAGCCUCCUCCUGGGCAGCGAGUGAGGGCGGCGCGCAGGGAGGGAGGGAGGGAGAGCGGGCGGCAGCGAGCCUGCGACGGGAGAGGCGUGGGGAGGAGAGCCCGGCGCGGAACACACGCGCGGAGGAGGAGCCGGGCUCGGCUCCCCGAGAGACCUGCCGGGCGCCCGCGCAGCCCGGAGACCCCUCGCGCCCGGAGCAUGAGCCCGAGCCCCGCCGGAGAGCGGCCGGGGGAGACGGCCUCGGCGCAGCCCUGAGACGCUGGGCCGGGACGCGGGGCGCCCUGGGCGCGGGGCCCGGCCGGGGGGCGGCGGCUCGGGGGGUUGGAGCCCGCGCUGGCGGCGGCCGCCUCGGCGCAGCGCCAUGGGGAGCCCCCGGGCCGCGCGGCUCCCGCUGCUCCUGCGCCCGGUGAAGCUGCUGCGGAGGCGCUUCCGGCUGCUGCUGGCGCUCGCCGUGGUGUCUGUGGGGCUCUGGACUCUGUAUCUGGAACUGGUGGCGUCGGCCCAGGUCGGCGGGAACCCCUUGAACCGGAGGUACGGCAGCUGGAGAGAACUGGCCAAGGCUCUGGCCAGCAGGAACAUUCCAGCUGUGGAUCCACACCUCCAGUUCUACCAUCCCCAGAGGCUGAGCCUCAAGGACCAUGACAUUGACCAAGCAGGGAGCCGUAACAGCAGCUACUUGAAGUGGAACAGGCCUGUCCCCUGGCUGUCAGAGUUCCGGGGCCGUGCCAACCUGCAUGUGUUUGAGGACUGGUGUGGCAGCUCUAUCCAGCAGCUCAGGAGGAACCUGCAUUUCCCACUGUACCCCCACAUUCGCACAACCCUGAGGAAGCUUGCUGUGUCCCCCAAAUGGACCAACUAUGGCCUCCGCAUCUUUGGCUACCUGCACCCCUUUACUGAUGGGAAAAUCCAGUUUGCCAUUGCUGCAGAUGACAACGCGGAGUUCUGGCUGAGUCUCGAUGACCAGGUCUCAGGCCUCCAGCUGCUGGCCAGUGUGGGCAAGACUGGGAAGGAGUGGACCGCCCCGGGAGAGUUCGGGAAAUUUCGGAGCCAGAUUUCCAAGCCAGUGAGCCUGUCAGCCUCCCACAGGUACUACUUCGAGGUGCUGCACAAGCAGAAUGAGGAGGGCACCGACCACGUGGAAGUUGCGUGGCGACGGAACGACCCCGGAGCCAAGUUCACCAUCAUUGACUCCCUCUCCCUGUCCCUCUUCACAAAUGAGACGUUCCUACAGAUGGAUGAGGUGGGCCACAUCCCACAGACAGCAGCCAGCCACGUGGGCUCCUCCAACGCUCUUCCCAGGGAUGAGCAGCCGCCCGCUGACAUGCUUCGGCCUGACCCCCGGGACACCCUCUAUCGAGUGCCUCUGAUCCCCAAGUCGCAUCUCCGCCACGUCCUGCCUGACUGUCCCUACAAACCCAGCUACCUGGUGGAUGGACUCCCUCUGCAGCGCUACCAGGGACUCCGGUUUGUUCAUCUGUCUUUUGUUUACCCCAAUGACUAUACCCGCCUGAGCCACAUGGAGACCCACAAUAAAUGUUUCUACCAGGAAAACGCCUACUACCAAGACCGGUUCAGCUUUCAGGAGUACAUCAAGAUUGACCAGCCUGAGAAGCAGGGUCUGGAGCAGCCAGGUUUUGAGGAAAACCUUCUAGAAGAGUCCCAGUAUGGGGAAGUGGCAGAGGAGACCCCUGCCUCCAACGACCAGAAUGCCAGGAUGCUCGAGGGAAGACAGACACCUGCCUCCACCCUGGAGCAAGAUGUCACUGACUACCGCCUCCGAAGCCUGCGGAAACUCCUAGCUCAGCCUCGGGAGGGCCUGCUGGCCCCCUUCUCCAAGUGGAACUCCACAGCAUCCUUCCCAGGGAGGACCAGCCACAUUCCAGUGCAGCAGCCAGAGAAGAGGAAGCAAAAACCCAGCCCUGAGCCCAGCCAAGAUUCACCUCAUUCUGACAGGUGGCCUCCUGGGCACCCUGCGAAGAACCUGCCUCCAAUUAGGAGGCCCAGGCCCAGGCCCAGGCCCGCUGAUGACAGCCCCAGGAAGGCUCUAGAGCAGUCCCAGUGGCUGAGCCAGGUGGAGUCGUACAUCGCAGAGCAGAGACGGGGUGACAGGAUGCGGCCUCGGGCCCCUGGGAGGGGCUGGCACGGGGAGGAGGAAGUGGUGGCGGCCACAGGCCAGGAAGGACAAGUGGAGGGAGAGGAAGAGGGGGAAGAGGAGGAAGAGGAAGAGGAUAUGAGUGAGGCGUUCGAGUACGUACCUGUGUUUGACCCGGUAGUAAACUGGGACCAGACCUUCAGUGCCCGGAAUCUCGACUUCCAAGCCCUGAGGACUGACUGGAUCGAUCUGAGCUGUAACACAUCUGGCAACCUGCUGCUUCCAGAGCAGGAAGCUCUUGAGGUCACGCGGGUCUUCUUGAAGAAGCUCAACCAGAGGAGCCGGGGGAGGUACCAGCUACAGCGCAUUGUGAACGUGGAAAAGCGUCAGGACCAGCUACGUGGGGGUCGCUACCUCUUGGAGCUUGAACUAUUGGAACAAGGCCAGCGCGUGGUGCGGCUCGCGGAGUAUGUGUCUACGCGAGGCUGGCAGGGCAUCGAUCCAGCCGGUGGGGAGGAGGCUGAGGCCCGGAACCUGCAAGGCCUGGUCUGGGACCCACACGACCGUCGGAGACAGGUCCUGAAUAGCCGGGCCCAGGAACCCAAGCUGUGCUGGCCCCAGGGUUUCUCCUGGAGUCACCGAGCCGUGGUCCACUUCGUUGUGCCUGUGAAGAACCAGGCACGCUGGGUACAGCAAUUCAUCAAAGACAUGGAAAACCUGUUCCAGGUCACCAGCGACCCACACUUCAACAUCAUCAUCACUGACUAUAGCAGUGAGGACAUGGAUGUUGAGAUGGCGCUGAAGAGGUCCAAGCUGCGGAGCUACCAGUACGUGAAGCUAAGUGGAAACUUUGAACGCUCAGCUGGACUUCAGGCCGGCAUAGACCUCGUGAAGGACCCGCACAGCAUCAUCUUCCUCUGUGACCUCCACAUCCACUUCCCAGCUGGAGUCAUCGAUGCCGUUCGGAAGCACUGUGUGGAGGGAAAGAUGGCCUUUGCCCCCAUGGUGAUGAGGCUGCAUUGUGGGGCCACCCCCCAGUGGCCUGAGGGCUACUGGGAGGUGAAUGGGUUCGGGCUGCUUGGCAUCUACAAGUCUGACCUGGACAGGAUUGGGGGUAUGAACACCGAGGAGUUCCGAGACCGCUGGGGCGGGGAAGACUGGGAGCUGCUGGACAGGAUCCUCCAAGCGGGCCUGGAAGUGGAGCGUCUCUCCCUCAGGAACUUCUUCCAUUACUUCCACUCCAAGCGAGGGAUGUGGAGCCGCCGCCAGAUGAAGACGCUGUAGCCGGAGGGUGUCCGCGGGCCCAGCACUCCCCGCUCUGGACUAGCAGCGGCUCCCCAGGGCCCUGCUACUGUUCAGGGAUGGGGAGUGGGGUGACGGCUGGUCUCUAAGAGGCCUCGAAGCUGACGGCCCACUCCACCUGGAGCUGUCCCCUCACAGAGGCAGCUUCCGGGGCUCCUGCCUCUGCCUCCUGGGCCUUCAGAAGGGAGGACUUUGAGAGAGAGGCCAGGAGGGGCCACUUGCUCAGUUGAGAACGGGAACAGCUCCUGAGAAGGACGGGUCAGGAAGGAGAGAUCUGGCUGAGCGACGCCAUCCUCAUCCAUGAAGGUGCACGUCCACAUCCACCAAGCGCUCCUCACACCAAGCGCUGACCACCAGACACUCUUCUAGUGGAUGUAUUUUAUUGGGGGGCGGGGAUUUUAAAAACAGAAAACCAGAACUGCUGUCCAGGGCGGGGGUGAGGUUGUGCACUGAGGGACUGUCCCCACGUGCCGGCCUCCCGCCCACUCCUAUGUCCCUUGGGCAUUGUCCCUGGCCGCGGGGCUGGUCCCACGUGGGGCAGGUCUCUGCUCCACCCCAGGCUCGUGCCUUCCAGAGACACACAUCUCCCAGUAGCCACCAAACAGCUGGCCACUGAUUAGGGCAUUAACUUCCUCUGGAUGGCUCACUUCAGACCAGAAGCACAGAACGGGCUGUUUCUGGUGCUUGGGCAUUGGGAGGUGGGGGGCUGGCGGGCAGUGGGCUUGCCACUCCCUGGCACUGGAUAUUCAGGCCUGCAGAACAGGCAGGGUGAUGAAGGCAGAGGAGAGAAGCCCUUUCCCUUCCCGGCGUGCCUGUGGGUAAGGCCUCCGGAGAGGACUCGGAGAAGAGGUAAAGAGGAUGUGGACAUAUCUGUCAAUUUCCUUAGACGAGAAGCGGGUGGGGGCUGGACAGAAAGGGACGAAAAGGGAAGUGGAAGCUGUGAGCCUCACAGUCCAGCUCCGCCGCACACCUGCCCUUCUGCAGGGAGAGCCCUGGCCGCCUGGCCUUGAGUGGAAGAAGAGGAAAGGGUGUAUGGGGGCAAAACCCUGGAGCAGGGAGCAGGAUAAGAAGGGGGCGGGAUGAGAGGUUUGGGGAGGUGAGGACAUUGCCCUGAGAUACCCCCUGGAAGCAGGGAGAGGAGUGGGAGCAGGAGGAACUGAAGAGUGGGGCAGUUUCAGGGAAAAUAGCCCUGGGCCUUUUUAGUCGAGGCCACCCUUUCUGUCACCGGGUGACCUUGUACUUCUCUUGCACUAAUAACCCCCGGUGCUUUUGUGGCUGGGGUUUUUCUCUUGCUGCUGCUGCCUCCGCCGCUGCUGUGAAUUCACCCAUGGUGCAUUGGGCACUGGAUCUUGAACUCCAGAGUCUGUUUAGGGAGGUGAGCACAGGGCUGGGGGAGGUGCGGCGGGGCCCCGAAGACCAGGCCACUGAGCCCCCGCUCCAGGCUGUGAUGGUCCAAACCACAGCACUGGAGCUGCAGGGUCUGCCUAGUGGGCUCUGCGUUCCCCGAGAGCACGAGUUUGGCACGUGGAAGAAUGGAGCCCGUGGAGAACCUUCUGGGGGUUGGGGAGAAUCCCUGCCUCCCUUUAAGGAAUCAUGAAGGACAGAGACUUUUGAGAUUGUGACUUAGGAAGGCCGUACCUACUCCCUGGGCUGUGGCUUUUUCUGGUCCCUGCUGAGGCCGACUGGCCCCUGGAGAAGGAUUGCGGGGCAUAGGCUAGGGCUGCAGUUGGCCAGUGGGGCUGCCAGUUUCUUUCUGGGACCACUCUCGUCCUCGGACAUUGCACUGGAAGGCUGGAACCAGCCCAAACUGCCCACCUGCUUCACUUCCAAUGACUAGGAGCCAGCCCAGCCUCCUGCCCUGCCCACACCCCUGCGCCCUGGCCCAGUGCCUUGCAUUUGAUGUUACCUCCACACCAUCUGCCUUAAGGGGAAGGGCCGGGCAAGGCCCCUACUCCCUAGAGAAAUGUCUUGGGUAGGGGAGGGUGUGGGAUGGUGAGAGGGGAAGCAUUAAAUACAGCAACUUCUUAGGAAAAAAAAAAAAA
Messenger RNA from Pongo pygmaeus (Bornean orangutan), 5524 nucleotides. It is a transcript of the gene B4GALNT3, whose product is annotated as beta-1,4-N-acetyl-galactosaminyltransferase 3. The record is from RefSeq and is a predicted model, not a curated record. Lineage: Eukaryota; Metazoa; Chordata; Mammalia; Primates; Hominidae. The coding region runs from base 450 to 3464 and encodes 1004 amino acids. The transcript is spliced from 20 exons. Gene Ontology annotation, molecular function: acetylgalactosaminyltransferase activity. Gene Ontology annotation, cellular component: Golgi cisterna membrane.